UGGCGGUAAUGGAGGGGUGACUGUCUCGCCUCACUGUGUUUACUCACCUGCUUGGCUGUCCUGCUACAACAAAAUAAUAAGAAUCGAUAGAGGUUUGCUUAAAUGAUCUCUUCAACGGACUGGUAAACCUGAACACUUGAGACCUUCACAAAAACCUAUUGUGUGCGUAUGCGAUAAUUUAAAGUGGCGGAAAGAUGCUACCAACCCUCUACCCCGAACUAGCUUGGGGAUCUGUGUGAAUGCGUGGCAGCAGCAGCAACAACAAGAUGAGUGUGGAGGGCUUCCGAGAUCAUAUGAGGAGGGAGACCAACAACCUCACUAACCUGUGCAGACACUUUAAGGGAGUGGUGAAGGAGACGCAGGACAUUCCCGAGGAUGUUUCAGGAGACAUCAUGGUUGCCGUUGGUCAGGCUGAGCUGCUCAUGAAGGAACGCUUCACUCAGUUCUCUCACCUCAUUGAUGAUUGCGAACUGAAGCGUGGGGAGAAAGAGGUCACCUGUCAGGAUCUUCAGGGCUUCUGGGAUAUUGUAUACGUCCAGGUGGAAGAUGUAAUGAACAAAUUCAGUCAGCUUAAGAACUUGGAGAAGAAUGGCUGGGUGAUAACCAAGCCAUCAGCACCACCACUCACUCAGAAGCCACCUGCCGUCAAAAAAACUGAGAACAAAAAGAUGGGACCACCAAAGCCUGUAAAGGGAAACAGUGACCUGCGGGCCAUGAUUCAAGCAGCGCGCCGCAAAGCUAAGCAAGAAAAAGAAAAUGCCAAUGGAGAUGUAAAGGAAUCCCACUUCGCAGUGCGUAUGGAGAACAAGAGUCCCCUGAAGGAGGUCCAGGAGAAGCAGGUGGAGAAUCCCUUCAAGACACCCAUCAAGCCAGUCAAGACAAAGGCAGCACUAAAACACCACACGCCUGGUCGGGACGAGGUGAGGGUGCUGGCAUCGUCACUCCUCAGGGAACAGCUGCACAUGUCUCCUGUUGUCCACAAAGACUACUCUCCCUGCAUGCGUGUCACUCGCUCCAUGAAGGCCAAGGCUUCCACCAAGAAACUGGGAUUCUGAAUGAUUUUGAUGUUUUUAAGACUUCUUGGUACCUGUCUUCCUUUUUCAAUGCAUGCAUGUAAUAUGUAUAAAGAUGGCAAACUUUAUGUUUAUAUAUGCAAUAUUCAUGUGCCUGAAGUAUAUUUAUUAAUACAUUAUUGUCUUCAUUGGUGUUGUUUCACUAGAAAGUUUGAUUUAAGUUCAGGAAGAUAAUGUUCAGUUUUACAUGCAAGUCUAGUUUAUAUAAAAAAAAAAAUUGUGAAGAAUCUCAAAAGGUUUGUAGUAUUGAUGACAUAAACUACAUAUUGUUACUUUUUUUUUUUUUUUUUUUAUGGAUGCUUUUGCUAAAUUUCCACAAACACUUCACUGUACAUAAUAGUUUAUCUUAAAAGAUAAGUGUGUUACUCAUGGUAGAGAUCCUGUUUACCUGGUUUAAUGAUGGCCUCCCUCGUUUAUUGAUCCGUCAUUUUUUUUGGAAGCAUCCCAUCAACUUACAAUUCAUAAUGUGCAGUACCAUGUACUCAGGUUAAGGUUCCAAAGUCAAGUAUUAUACUUAGAUAGAGAAGUGCUUCUGCAUGAAGCAAAAUAUAUAUUCUUACAUACAUAUAUGCCACAGAAUACAUAUAUUUCUACAUACACCUAUCUUAGUGUCUUUCUCCCAUGUCUUCUGUUCUAAUUUCAGUUCAUAUUACUGUUUUUCACAACUAGUCCAAUAUGUUGCUCAUGUGGUCGGGCAGCUUACUUCCAUGAAGAACCACUGGAUCAUCCUUAUUAUCCUGAACACUCCUUAAAGUAAAGGACUGGAACAUUAUGCUGAUACAAUUUGGUUUGAGUGGAUAGUUGUAAUAUUAUUCAGUAUUUUAUGAAGUCAACCAAAACAUAAAUAACAAUGUUUUAUUUCAGUGAUGAAGUAAGGAAAUGUAAAUACCUAUGUAGUACUGAUUUGUGAAAUUAAAUUAGUAAAGUGUUACAUAAUUAAUUU
Portunus trituberculatus (swimming crab) is the source of this 2016-nucleotide messenger RNA. RefSeq names its product disks large-associated protein 5-like. Lineage: Eukaryota; Metazoa; Arthropoda; Malacostraca; Decapoda; Portunidae. Bases 240 to 1055 code for a protein of 271 amino acids. Gene Ontology annotation, molecular function: microtubule binding. Gene Ontology annotation, cellular component: cytoplasm; nucleus; spindle pole centrosome. The record is from RefSeq and is a predicted model, not a curated record. The transcript is spliced from 8 exons. Gene Ontology annotation, biological process: centrosome localization; kinetochore assembly; signaling.